Sander lucioperca (pikeperch) is the source of this 1719-nucleotide messenger RNA. RefSeq names its product inactive phospholipid phosphatase 7-like. Lineage: Eukaryota; Metazoa; Chordata; Actinopteri; Perciformes; Percidae. The transcript has 4 exons. The coding region runs from base 124 to 1014 and encodes 296 amino acids. Gene Ontology annotation, molecular function: sphingosine-1-phosphate phosphatase activity. The record is from RefSeq and is a predicted model, not a curated record. Gene Ontology annotation, cellular component: nuclear envelope.
CUCUCUCUGAACAGCUGACAGCAGAAUAAGAAGGCCAGCUGAUCUAUUUAUAGCAGAGUCCCUCCGAGUCUCGGACCUGAUCUGUCUCAGUUCUGCAGCGCUGCACGCCGUCUCACCACCAACAUGCCCGGCAGCCAGGCCCGGUCCCGGGCCAGAGACCGGAACAAUGUCCUGAACCGGCCCGAGUUUAUGUCCCUGAACCAGCCCCCCCGCAGGGAGCAGGGGGCGGGGGAAGGGCGGGGGGGCGGCGGCCCGAGGAGAGCCAGCAGACAGCAGAGUCAGCAGGAGGACGUGGGAGGGAGGGGGUCGAGGGACUCCUCUGAGGGGGGCCCAGCAGCUGAUGGGGGGGCCAAGGACGCGUCUCAUUGGCCGGAGCAGGACUGCAUGCAGCUGAACCCGUCGUUCCGAGUCAUCGCCAUCAACUCGCUGCUCGCCAUCGAUAUCAGCCUGUCCAAGCGCCUGGGCGUGUGCGCCGGGACGCGUGGCGCAGGGGCGCCGCUGCGCUCCAUGGUGAGCCUGCUGGCCCUCAGUGGACACGCCCUCCCCUGGCUCUGCGGGACGCUGAUCUGUCUGUGGAGCAGCAACACGCUGGCCGGACAGGAAGUCCUCGUCAACCUGCUGCUGGCUCUGAUCCUGGAUCUGAUGACGGUCGCUGGGGUGCAGAAGUUGGUCAAACGCCGAGGACCAUGGGAUUUCCCUCCAGGGUUUUUGGACUACAUCGCCAUGGAUAUGUAUUCUUUCCCAGCAGCCCACGCCAGCCGAGCCGCUAUGGUGUCCAAGUUCCUGCUGCACCACCUGGUGCUGGCGGUGCCCCUCAGGAUACUGCUCUACCUCUGGGCGCUCCUGGCCGGCGUGUCCCGGGUGCUGCUGGGUAAACAUCACAUCUCAGACGUCGGCUGUGGAUUCGCUCUCGGCUUCCUGCACUUCAGUCUGGUGGAGUCCGUUUGGCUGGACUCUGCCACCUGCCAGACGCUCAUCUCCAUUGGCACGCUGCGCUGGACUCCACUGGUCUGAACUGGUUCAGCUGGGAGGAAAGCUGCGUUCACACUGCAAGCGUCAAAAGCUCAAAACGGGCUAAGCUUGGUCGUGCUUCAGUUCGAGGCUUCAUGUCACCAGCAGCUUUCAUUGACUUGUUGCUUUGUUGCUCGUAGUCUGUGAAGGUUCUCAGUCAUCCAGGUUAAAGUACCCAAGGAAGGUUGAAAAACCAAGGGCAACUGGACUUGGUUAACAUUUCGACAUUCUCCCGAGAGACUUCUUCAGUUCUGACUGAACGGUAGGGAAACCCAGCUUUUUAACUUCUGUUGGGUCACUGUCAAGAUGAUCGAUACCGCUUUGUUUCGUUAGUGCUCCCGGCUGUUGUAAAGACAAUCGUUAUGGUUGUUGGAGACACCCAACUGCAUAUGCAGUUUUUUUUAGCUUAAUUUACCUUCGGAGUCAUUGGAAUGGUUAUAUGACUUUUUUCAGGUUGAAUGGUGGCCGUCUCGCUCCCCCCUAGCGCAUAUGAAUGGAAACACCACCCUUGCAAUUUUCGGCCGGUGGGCCGCCGGCCUCAGUGUCAGGAAUAUCAAUAUCAGGAGUGAUAUCAGGUCUCGCAAUGUAACAAAUUGCUUCACGGCACUGCACACACACACGCCACUACACGCUCCCAUCCAGGAACAGGCUAGCUAUAAGAACAAGGUAGCGAUGGAGUUUUUCACACUAUCGUCAUGGCUGAGCCGG